This is a messenger RNA of Protomyces lactucae-debilis, 970 nucleotides long. RefSeq lists its product as uncharacterized. Lineage: Eukaryota; Fungi; Ascomycota; Taphrinomycetes; Taphrinales; Protomycetaceae. The record is from RefSeq and is a predicted model, not a curated record. The transcript has a single exon. Bases 178 to 756 code for a protein of 192 amino acids.
GCCUUUGCUCACCAGACACUACUUCUACUUCUAGAAGGCAUGCCGUCUAUAUGCUCUGGCCUAUGGUGUCUGCAUACUACGCAUCUCGCAUCGUGGUCACGUCAACGCUCAGCUGACGAGAUCUGCAUCCUAGAUGUUCCUUGAGCCUUGUGCACAUGCUACUUCACAGGCACGAGGAUGCCCUCAUUUCACACAGGAGACAUCAGGCACAGGCAUAUUUGCGAAAUCGGCUGGUGGCUACCGAAGUCGUUGAGCGAGCAAGGUUCGUGCCUGGAAGUAAGCUAUCGUCCUGUCAACGGCCGCAAGCUUCGAGCCUCUCAAGCUUGGAAGACAAGCUUUGAGCCAAGCAUAUGCGACUCGACGUUACUUGAACGUGCAUCGCUUGGUGACCUAAAUACCUCUCAGUGCUCUCGCCCAACGACGUCUCCUGAUCAUGCUUCUGAAUCUGUCACAUUGCCUGGAUUGCGCGAAAUUGCCACUCAAACUGGGCAGUAUUUGACAAUGUUUGGGUGCAGGAAACCAACUCAUCUGACACGCAGCCUGCAAAUAUUUGCGCGAUCAUCGUAUGUCAUGCAAUUGCUAGUUUCUGCCUCGGAGAUUCGAGGGCUUCAAAACAGUGGAGAAGGUCAUGCUCAGGGGCGAGUCAUAUUCGUCAGCAAUGGUUGGGGAAAGCAUUUGCCAAGCCAAGCGAUCUCCAGUCCAUGUGGAUAUGACUUCUUUGGACCUAUCUUUUCAAUGGCCGAUGAAGAUGAAUGAAGCUCUUGGCUGGCAAGCUGGGUCGGUGGAGCGUACAAAUGAGGUCUGGUCGCAUUCUUCUUCUCCAGCCUUCAGCCAGUCUUCGUACGAACACAACCUGCAAGGCCAGGAGUCUUUAUAGUGUUCGAUCCUUGAUGAUGCGUGAUGUGAAUGCUUCUUGCGUGCACAUCCGCAGCACAGAGUCACAGACUAUAGCUGGCACAUCUUGGGCCGA